AUGCGGACUUUUUACGCCGUCGGUACCAGUGGCUGUGUUGAUUUUGUCUUCGGUGGACAUUUUCGUUACAUCGUACUCUUGCUAAUGUGGACUGCUGUGUGGAACUGUUUCGUUCCAAUCGUUACAGUGAAAUCGCACAAAGAAAGCGGUUACGAUUAUUGCAUGCUUUGGCAUGAAGAGCAAAAAGUAAUCCUAGCUAGCGGCCAUCGAAUGUUCCUGAUGCAUCUCUCCUCGAACCAGUCCAGCUUAUUGCCAAUAUUGGAAUGGCCUAGUGAUCCAUUACCUCCGGUUCUGAGUUCCAUAAUUGAACUGAAGCGGUGUAAAGCAGCCAUUAAAUGGGUGGUUCCACUGUUUGAUUGUGCGUACGAAGUGUGCGGCUCCGUGGGACACGACAUCCACUGUCAUGUUUAUACGGUAACCAAUACGAACACGUGGAAAUGGAUAUCCACACAGAAAAUUGCCUUCCAAUCAAACAUUCAAAGUUUACUUCAUCAUUACGUGGAUGGCUACUCCCUUCUCGCUUACAGUCCAAUGGAUAGUAGCACAUCCAUUGUUCAGCUUAGGGGGGUACUGACAGGAAUUCCCUCAACCGAUAACGACAGGACAGACCAGGCAUUGGAAAACCGAGAUUGGUGGAAUAAGGUGCUGGAAACCAGUAAUCACAAUCACAUGCAGUUGACAAUUAGUCAUAAAUUGCGUUUCCACUAUGUGAUCUCCGCUCCUGGCCGGAGAUAUUUGAUUUUUCAGGAGCCUGGACUGGAGUCUCAUUAUCAACAGUCUCUUUGGACACAGAAGUAUGAAGACGUGAUUUACACAAGAAUCGCUCGUGUAUGUACUGGCGAUCCAGGUAUGCGGAGUCCAAAGGAUGGACGGCUUUUAUUCACAUCCUUCUUCAAAGCUCGCCUGGUGUGUCGAAUCCGAUCAAAUGAUUCAGCUCAUUCUCUCAGGUUCAAUAAUGCCAAGUAUCAAUCAUCUGAAAUACACUUCAACUAUCCAAUAUCUUUCACACAAUCUUUCAUCAAUGGUGUACACACCGAUCCGGUUAUCUAUGGACUAUUCUCCGCUGUCGAUCCGGAACUGCUAGAUGAGAUGCCUGAAGAACUAACACGUGGUUUGUACAAUUUUGCACCGUUGGCCUUGUGUGCUUAUCGGUUGACGGAGAUUGACAAUCUGAUGCGUUCUAGUGAUCUAAUACAGUUUAUCCCUUCCCUUGGACGUACAUCCAAUCCGGACCGUUUUACGGAGAACAUGGUGUACAACGUGUCCGGCAUCCCAAUCUCCACUUCUUCAGUUCCCAUCGAACGGAAAGUGACACGAAUUCGUCGAAUACACAGUGACCAUUUGGAAACAAUAACCGAUUGCCCUGGCCCAUCCAUAAACAACCGACGUUUAGCUCUGGAGGCGCCCUUGUUGGCCAAUCCGAUUCUGCCUCAGAACAGUCAAGCUCUGGGCCUCAUACAUCCUCGAUUCCCUAUCACCACAAUGAUGGCCGACCCGCGCUCGUUUCAAAUAGAAAACGCAAUACAUUCUACCGGGACCCAUCCUAGCCGCAGCAACAUUCAAAUCUUGUAUAUUGGUACACAAUCUGGCGAGGUGUUUAAACUUCUUCUGAUCAAUCCCGAUGUGAAGCAUGUAACUCAGACCACACCCAAUCAGUAUCAGCAAACUCCACAGCCCCGUGAUAUUGAUAAUUCCGUUUUGGCAAGUGGACAAAUUCAUGUGAUUCAAAGGUUGAUCAAGUUACCUCAUUCGCAACCGAUCCGGACACUGCAGUUCGUCCAAUACGAUUCAUCAGGUGGAAUCCGACACGUAUCUUCACCCCCAAUCAUCGAUGGCGUUGCUAUGGGUUCACCCAUCGGACCUGUUCUGGUGGACAUCUUCAUGGCCAAGCUAGAGACAACUUCUUUAUCUACAGCCAUUAGAUCUUUCGAACAAUAUCACUGUUACGUGGAUGAUAUGUUUUUUGUGUCUAACGAGAACACUAAUCUUCCCGAAGUGUAG
This is a messenger RNA of Echinostoma caproni, 2001 nucleotides long. The record is from the annotation of a GenBank genome assembly. Lineage: Eukaryota; Metazoa; Platyhelminthes; Trematoda; Plagiorchiida; Echinostomatidae.